Protobothrops mucrosquamatus (brown spotted pit viper) is the source of this 987-nucleotide messenger RNA. RefSeq names its product proto-oncogene Mas-like. Gene Ontology annotation, cellular component: membrane. Gene Ontology annotation, molecular function: G protein-coupled receptor activity. Lineage: Eukaryota; Metazoa; Chordata; Lepidosauria; Squamata; Viperidae. Gene Ontology annotation, biological process: G protein-coupled receptor signaling pathway. The record is from RefSeq and is a predicted model, not a curated record. The transcript is spliced from 3 exons. The coding region runs from base 1 to 987 and encodes 328 amino acids.
AUGGAAGAAUUUAAUUACAUAGAAGAUGAUGAUGACUUUAGUGGAAGUGGCUUCUAUAAUGUUACGCCUGAAUACCCAGAUGGGUGUGAUAGCUGGACAGAAUCUUUUAGAACUACUUCUACUCUUGGUUAUUUAACACGAUUUAUCAAUGGCUUCAUUCUCAUUAUCUGUAUUUUGGGACUGGUGGGAAAUGGAAGGACAAUUUAUCUCCUGGCCUAUUCUAUUAGGAGGAAUUCUUUCACUACUUUCAUCCUGAACCUCUCCAUUGCUGAUUUUGGGGUCCUCACAUCUCUUAUGACCGUGGCUAUAUUUGUGGCUAUUUUAACUCUGCAUGAAAAAACUAUCUUCCUAACUUUCUUCUUAUUUCUUGAGCUCUUUUUCUUCACCUAUUCUGCCAGCCAGUUUCUGCUGAUGGCCAUCAGCCUGGAGAGGUGUGUGGCUGUCCUCUUCCCUCUCUGGCAUCGCCGCCAUCAUCGUCCAUAUCUGCCCAGCCUUGUUUGUGGCCUCAUCUGGAUCCUCUCUUUCCUCCUCUCUGCAGUGCACUUCAUUCUCCACCUGACCAGAAGCUCUGGAAGUUCACCUUUGCUCUACCAGCUUAUUGUGAAUGGUUUACUUUGUACGCCUAUCAUGGUUGUGUCCACUGUGACUCUCUGGAUUCAUAGGAGGUCUAAAUCACAACGCAAUCAAAGGAAGUUGCUCACUGCCUUAUUGCUGGCUCUCCUUUGCUUCCUCCUUUUUUCUCUCCCAAUGAAUGUCUUUUAUGUGGCUGAAUAUUUUGGUUCCUGUCAUCCCAUCCUCCUGACCAUUGGGAUGGGAUGUGCCUCCCUCAAGAGCAGCAUCAACCCACUCCUUUAUUUCCUAGUUGGGAGGAGGAAUAGGGGAAAGGAUCAGCCCAGAACAUCCUUCAAGGUUGCUCUGCAAAGAGUUUUCCAGGACGAACAGGGCAGCCCAGCAGAGCAGCAAACCAUGAAGGAAGACCAGUUGUGA